AUGAAUAUUAAUAAUUCUCUACCAAGUAGUUUUAGUAACAAUGUUUACGAAUCCAAUUCUCAAACAGCUGUUACCCAGCCUUACGAUACAUAUACGCCUGUCACGUAUAACAAUAACGUUAACGUAAUUUCUGAUCAGAACAAUGACGCCACUAUUCCUCCUGAUCACGCUUCGUUUAAUCACUAUCAACAACAUAUCCAGCAAUCUGGCAUUUCUAACAACAAUGCUACUACUAGUAAUCCUACUAUUACUUCUGACCAUAAUCACUACCACAACUAUCAACAACACAUGUCCAAUGUCGAUACAAACAAUAACGUUACCUUUUCUUCUAGUAAUAAUAGUAAUAAUCAUGGCGCUUUCACUCAUCAUAACAAUCAACAAUCCAAUAACGUUUUUUCGCCACCGCAAUCUUACAACAAUCAAAAUCAACCUAGUAAUCCAUCACAAUCAAAUAUUCUUCCUCUGCUUAAUUCGUUUGGUAUUAAUAUUAAUUCUCCUCAGGCAACUAUUAUUAUUAUACCUACAACUAAUUCGGAUAUUCUUCAACGAGUUCUUGCUCGGUUUCAACAAUAA
Molecule: messenger RNA, 573 nt
Organism: Rhizophagus irregularis DAOM 181602=DAOM 197198
Lineage: Eukaryota; Fungi; Glomeromycota; Glomeromycetes; Glomerales; Glomeraceae
Source: RefSeq, a predicted model, not a curated record